UUAGUUUUAAGCAAAAUACCAGUACGUUCCGCCGUUCUCAAAUCACGUCUGUAUCUCUUUCUGCCCUCCAUGUUGUGUGAAGCAAUGAGCAGGAAAGUUGUACACCCACAGCACACUGUGAUAACCGUGUCGCCAUUAUCAAGAUUACCCAAGUUGAUACAGGACCGGAUACCUGGCCUGACCGUCAUCAACUUUUCGAUUCCAGGAGAGCUUUACAGAGAUAGUCCAGAUUAUCCGAAGUUAGCGAAACUCAUUAACGAAAGUGCAGCUGAUAUUAUUUUGACGUAUCCUCAUGUUUUGGACAAUUUAGUACAACAUGGACUUUGCUGUGAUUCAAUAAAAUGGUUUCAAUCGACUAGCGCUGGUGCAGAGGAAUUGUUCCAUGCAUUCCCAAAGCCACCAGACCAUAUGGUAUUCACACGUAUGGGUGAAGGGUUUGGGGGGUUCAUGGCUGAGUAUGUACUAGGCCAGAUUAUUUCCCGGGAACAUUACUUCCCUCAGAUGGCGGAGUACCAACGACAGAAGGUCUGGAGCAGAUCCAAAUUUAUCCAGAAGCGGUCUUUAGCUUCAUUGACGAUUGGAGUUCUGGGAACUGGUGCUAUUGGCAUUAAGAUUGCUGAGGCAUCCAAGGCAUUUGGAAUGACAGUCAAAGGACUUGCUAAAACAAUGAAAGAAUCGAUCAUGCCUCACUUUGAUGUUAUUCUACAGAACCAGGAUCUCCCCAAAUUCCUUGCCGGAUGUGACUAUGUCUGCAGUGUUCUACCAAGCACAGUGGAAACCAAAGGGAUGUUAUCUGGAGAUGUUUUAAAAGCAUGCAAAGAAAAGAAAACUAUCUUCAUUAAUGUAGGUCGAGGGGACGUUAUUGACGAAGCUUCUGUGUUUAAGGCUUUGAACAUGGGUUGGAUAGGUGGUGCCAUUUUGGACGCCAUAGACAGGGAACCACUGCCCGCGGACAGUCCGCUGUGGACACACCCAGAUGUCGUCAUUACGCCUCACAUUUCGGGACCCGUUACGACUGACAAAAUUGCCAAAGUCUUUGAUUCGAACUACAAGAAGUUUCUAAAAGGGGAGGAAAUGGAUUAUGUGGUAGAUUGGCAACGGAAAUACUAGUUUAAUGAAUUAAUUCCAUUUGUUUGUAUACAUGCAUAAACUUGAAUGGCUCAGGCGAUGAGAAAAUUGCUUUUCAUCACCUGUACAAAGUAAAUAUCGAUAUAUCUGCAGUAAAACGCGUGCUAUAAAAAUAAAUUAUAUUACAUUAAUGAUUACUAGAUAUUCUUUUCUUGAUUGUUUUUGUCAGUGUUAUAUGUUCAAUGUGUAAGAUUAUUAUAUCCAUAUAAUUGC
This is a messenger RNA of Magallana angulata, 1341 nucleotides long. Its product is annotated as glyoxylate/hydroxypyruvate reductase A-like. The transcript is spliced from 10 exons. The coding region runs from base 70 to 1110 and encodes 346 amino acids. NCBI's taxonomy places the organism in Eukaryota, Metazoa, Mollusca, Bivalvia, Ostreida, Ostreidae. The record is from RefSeq and is a predicted model, not a curated record. Gene Ontology annotation, molecular function: NAD binding.